Molecule: messenger RNA, 777 nt
Organism: Ornithorhynchus anatinus (platypus)
Lineage: Eukaryota; Metazoa; Chordata; Mammalia; Monotremata; Ornithorhynchidae
Gene: C4H8orf82
Product: chromosome 4 C8orf82 homolog
Exons: 3
Coding region: 12-683 (223 amino acids)
Source: RefSeq, a predicted model, not a curated record
GGGCGGAGACAAUGAUGCCGCCGCCUCCGCUGGGCCGCGGAGGCCUCGGGCUGCGGCCCCGCCUGGGCCCCGCCCGGCCUGGCCGCAGCACCUCCUACGCGCAGGGUCAGAGCCCCGAGCCCCGCACCCGGGAGUACUUCUACUACAUCAAUCACCAGGGACAGCUCUUCCUGGACGACGCCAAGGUGAAGAAUUUCAUCACCUGCUUCAAAGACCGCCGCUUCCUCGUCUUCUUCUUCUCGCGCCUGAGGCUCAACCGCAGCGGCCGCUACGAGGAGUCCUUCCCCUACCUGUCCCCGUGCGGCCGGGAGCGCAACUUCGUGCGCUGCGAGGACCGGCCCGUCGUCUUCACCCGGCUGCUGGACGGCGCGGCCGGGUGCCCCCCGCGCCUCUCCUUCUGCGGCGGGGGCGGGGAGCUGGCCGUGCCCUUCGAGCCGGCCAAGCUGCUGCCGCUGCCGGACAACGGGCGGCUCUACCACCCGGCCCCCGGCCGCCUGGGCCGCGUGGGGCUGGUGGGCUCGGCCUUGGCCUCCGAGCUGAGCCCCCGCUUCCGACGCCCUCCGGCCGAGGCCGGGGACCCCGGCGGGACGCCCACCCACUUCUUCUGGGAAGGGCGGUGCCACCCCCUCACCCGCGAGCUGAUGCCCCUGCUCCGGACCCCCGGGACCCCCCGGACCCCCUGACCCCCCCGCCCGGGGGCGGAGGGGGGCGCGGGGCCGGCCGCGGGGGGAUCGGGGCCUUAACGGGGAUUCGGACCCGACGACCGGCUCCCGGCCU